Molecule: messenger RNA, 1054 nt
Organism: Culex quinquefasciatus (southern house mosquito)
Lineage: Eukaryota; Metazoa; Arthropoda; Insecta; Diptera; Culicidae
Exons: 3
Coding region: 408-1007 (199 amino acids)
Source: RefSeq, a predicted model, not a curated record
UCAUCCCGGAAACGAAAAACUGAAAACUUACAAUCUUCGAAUGAAAGAGACAAUUCUAUUUCCAAGGUUUUGUUUCACCUUCGAGCUCAUUCUCCUCAAAAUGUGUACAAACAAGGUGGACCCCGUUUGCUGAUUGGACGUGAAUCGGGUCUCCGUCGCCCGAGGCGCCACUUCCUACUGCUUCACCGAUGGACCGGGAGUUUGUGCUAAAUUAAACCGGAACAGUAGGCCGGAUGCUGCCAGGGAUAUGUCGGCCUACACACAAAACAAACACGAUGAGUAUACUUUUCCUAAAAUUUUGACAGAGCAUCUUCCGUUUCCGGUGGACAAAGCAAAACGAGUUACCAGCCGUUCCAGCUUACCGUUAAACUGUUUACAAACAAACCAAUCAGUCUCGUGAAUCCAGCAUGGAACGACGGCCACGAAAACCUGCUCCGGCACUCGGCCCCAUCGGGAAACGCGGCCGAGGUCGGCCGAAAAAGGUCAAGGUGAGGAAACCCCCGCCGGAGUUCCCCACCUUCAGGAUUCCCCAGUCCAAGCUGGACAACGCGAGGCGCUUCCUGGCCACCGAUCCGGACCCGCUGGUUGACCGGGGCUGCUACGGAGACAUCACCACCCGGCUCAACUCGACCAUCCCGUUGCGCAGCGUCAACAAUCUGGGGCCGACGAUGGACAUGGCACGCUUCUGUGCCGUCCGCGGCCUUUGGCCCGAACUGAUGCAAACGGUGGCCAUCCAGUGCGAGCACCCGCGGGCGUACGAAACGGCGGCGGUCAUUCGGAACGCCCUUUACACGAUUCUGGCCGAUCCCAACCUGGCGGAGCCGUCUUUUCUGCGUUCGUUCCUGUUGACGAAUCCGGCCUGCAGAAACGAGACCGAUGUCGAUUACUGUAUCGAGCGAAUCCUUGAAGUCUAUCAGGGGGUCGCCUUGAUCCCUAAAUGGGCACUGCGGUCCAAGCACUCGAGAGGUGAAAAAGGAAACGAUGAAACGGCUACAGACAAAGAUUGAUUUAAUCUUCGAUUAUUAUACGUUUUUAUUAAAUCUUGGAAAAAUUA